GCAGAAGGCCGGGGAUUGAAAAUGCUCUAAGGUAACUUUUGGCCUUCUCCUUUGCAGUGUUACAUAGGACUCAAAUUCCAAGUGACCAUCCUAUAUAUUCUGAGAGACGGGGUAUCAUUUUGGCAUACAGAAAAAUAUUUCGAAGAGAAUUUUCGUCGUCUUCUGCCAUGGCGGGAAAGAAGAGAGGUAAACGUGGUGGUGGGAAGAGGGGAAGCCGACCAACGUCACCCACCGAAGAAGGGGAAAAGAAGUCAGUCUCUCCAAAAGCGGAGAAGGAAGUACGCCGCGAGAACCCGAUGCGCGAGCUGCGUAUCCGGAAGCUGUGUCUGAACAUCUGCGUCGGGGAGAGCGGUGACAGACUGACGCGCGCCGCCAAGGUGCUGGAACAGCUGACAGGACAGACCCCCGUCUUCUCCAAAGCCCGGUACACAGUGAGGUCUUUCGGCAUCCGUAGAAACGAGAAGAUCGCGGUCCACUGCACGGUGCGUGGCGCCAAGGCCGAGGAGAUCUUGGAACGCGGGCUGAAGGUGAAGGAAUACGAGUUGCGGAAGAACAAUUUCUCGGCCACCGGCAACUUUGGCUUCGGCAUUGCCGAGCACAUCGACUUGGGGAUCAAGUACGACCCCAGCAUCGGCAUCUACGGAAUGGACUUCUACGUGGUGCUUGGCCGGCCAGGGUUCAAUGUGAGCUGUAAGAAGCACAAGUCUGGCAGGGUCGGCUUCAAACACCGCAUCACCAAGGAAGACUCCAUGCGCUGGUUCCAACAGAAGUAUGACGGCAUCCUGCUCCCAGGGAAGUAAGCACCCCCGGCAGAGAAGGACGUUCUGUCGUAUUGUCUGUAGACUUGUGUAAUAAACCAAACUUCUAUAUACACAG
Messenger RNA from Branchiostoma floridae (Florida lancelet), 876 nucleotides. RefSeq names its product 60S ribosomal protein L11. Gene Ontology annotation, biological process: translation. Gene Ontology annotation, cellular component: ribosome; cytosolic large ribosomal subunit. Gene Ontology annotation, molecular function: RNA binding; structural constituent of ribosome. Bases 168 to 800 code for a protein of 210 amino acids. The transcript has 6 exons. The record is from RefSeq and is a predicted model, not a curated record. Lineage: Eukaryota; Metazoa; Chordata; Leptocardii; Amphioxiformes; Branchiostomatidae.